AUGCCAAAAGUCAAUAGUAACAAUUCUACUCGUGUUAAACGUCGUCAAUCAAUUUGUACAAGUAGUCCUUCAUUUCGACCUUCACCUGAUGACAAAACAACUGCUGAAAUCUUGGCAGGUCUUACUGCUGAACAUAUUCCUUUACCUGAUACCCAUUUCAUCAAGAGAGUUUUGGAAAAUUCACGCAGAGCUAAAUCAAAGAAGAAUGAUCCUCCAAGACCUCCAAAUGCAUUCUUUCUUUUUCGUAACGCACUUCAUAUUCAUUUAUCAACUCAUAACUUAAAAGUACCUCAAGUUUCAAUGGCUGCUGGAAAAUUGUGGGAUAAUGCCACAGAGAAAACAAAGAGUCAAUAUACAAGAUUGCAAGAAAUUGCCAAAGUUUUACAUCUGGAAAUGCAUCCUGGCUACGUUUACAGACCAAGAAAAAGUUUACAAGAUAAGAAGGAAGAUGAUCAACGACAACAUCAGAUAAAUAAUAAUUCGCUUAUUUCUGUUCAAUAUUCUCAAGAUAUUAAUUUACAGCAACGACAACUACAGCAGCGACAGCUACAACAACGACAGCUACAACACCAACAACAAUGCAUUUCAAAUUCAAAUGCAAUAGGACAACCCUCCAUCUUUAAUAAUACUUUGCAAAUCAUUGAUCCUACGUUAAUAACUACUACUGCACCUACGCUAGCAUCAACACCUAAUUUUAAUCUAUUUAAUGACUCAUCAAAUGGGAAUAAUGGUUUUGUUUCUGGUUUGGGAAUCCAAGACAUGUCUAACCUUAUGUCUUUUGGAUUAUGUGAACAGGAUGAUGGCACUUUCAAUGAAUGGAUCAAUUGGGACAUCAAAUUAUAA
This is a messenger RNA of Dentiscutata erythropus, 843 nucleotides long. Lineage: Eukaryota; Fungi; Glomeromycota; Glomeromycetes; Diversisporales; Gigasporaceae. The record is from the annotation of a GenBank genome assembly.